This is a messenger RNA of Dermatophagoides farinae (American house dust mite), 3117 nucleotides long. NCBI's taxonomy places the organism in Eukaryota, Metazoa, Arthropoda, Arachnida, Sarcoptiformes, Pyroglyphidae. The record is from RefSeq and is a predicted model, not a curated record.
AUCAUACACGCAAAAGCAUAACAUGUUAGACUUGUAACGAAUUUUUUUUUACUUGUUUUUUUUUGUUAUCCAUCCAUCCAUCUUCAAUAUAAUCGUUGUCGUCGUCGUCGUCGUCUUUGUGUGUGUUUUGUUGUAUUUCCGAAUAUCCGUUUGUAUUGCGUGUGUGUGUGUGUUUGGUAUUUGAAUCGGGUAUAUUCUUUUCUAUCCCUGUUCAUUCUGCUAUCAUCAUCAUCAUCAUCAUACGAAAUAAAGUGUAUAUUUUCACUUUGCUACGACGACAACGAUCAUCAUCAUUGUAAAAAAAAAGAUAUAAACCAAUUUUUUUGUAUGAGCAUUUUUUAUACUUGUCUGCUAUACGUUUUGUGUUUGUAUUUGUGUGUGUGUGUGUGUGUGUAUAUUGAAUCCUUUACUCCCUAGUAUAUCUGGUCAUCAUCAUCAUCAUCAUCAUCUUUAGUAGAGGAAGCAAAAACUAGAAUCAAAAUAUAUUAAAAAAAAAAAUCUAUUUUAAUCGAUAGCUAAAUCGAAUCGUCAAAAGUGUUUUGGUUGAUUAUUCUUAAUGCCACGGACCAAACUGUAAAAAACAUUACUUUCAUCUUUUAGUUGAUUUUUUUGAAAUAGAAAAAUCGAAAAAAAAAACAUUUGAUGUUCAUAUUCAAUCACUGUCAUUCAAUUUAUAUCAAUUCUGUUCACCAUAAUCUUUGAAAUUUAUAUUUUCAUCUUAUUCAAUUUGAGAUAUAUCCAAUAUAUAGACAGCUCAAAAAUCAUUAUUUUUUUUAGCAACCAGUUCAAGCUAAAACAAAAAAAUAACAUUAAUUCAUCAACAACUCGAUCGAACAGAAGUCAUAACAAGUCGAAGAAAUAACCACACCACAUUCAGUGUUUGUAUGUGUUGAAUUCUAGCAUUGAAUCUGGAGAAAAAAAUAUUACCUCGGCUUAUCCAACCUAUUUCAUUCGUUUAAAAUCAUCAUCUAGUAAAGAUAUUUUUACUUUUAUCUUCCAGUUAUUUUGCUUGAAUAAUUUUUCUACGUCUUCUUGGUGGCUUCCCUUCAAGUAUUUUCUACAAUAUUAUAAAUCUUGUUUGAAGAUUCUUUUCCAAGGCCAAGAUCAAUUGCUUCGAAAAAUUGCGAUUUUUUGGGAAAUCUGACUCACAAUUGAUGUAAAAAUAUAUUUGAGGUUUUCAUCCAUUUAUCGGUGAUAAUAUCGAUUAACAUACAACAAUAUUCUAACGCGAUAGAAAACAAAGUGAUCUCCCCUUUCAUCAUCAUCAUCAUCAUAUGCAUGUACAUAUGACAAAAUUUGAUCGGUGAUUUUUGUUGCUAAACAAAACAUAGGAAAACCCAAUUUUCCAUCAAAUACACACACACACUUCCCCCUUUUAGUUGCAUCUGGUAGUACAAAUAACAAACCAGAAAUUUUCAUUUGGACAUUAUCAUUUCACUCUUUUUUUCAAAUUUUGGGCGUUUAUAUGAGCAUUUUCACUCAUUUUUGGUUUUAUUGUCGAAAUUAUCAUCUCACAUUUAUUGAUUUAUCUUUCUGCAAAUUUCAAUUGUUUUCAUAGUGGAAAAACGAAUUCAUAAAUAUAUAUCUUUACAAGAUUUUCAAUGAAAAAAAAUUUUCUCAGCUGAAAGCACAACACGAAACAUUCAACAUUGUCAACAUCAAAAAAGUCUUUAUUGUCACUAAUUUGUCGUGUCAUCUUGUUUAAUCAAUUAUAAUAACUUUUUGUGUGAAAAAAUAAUUUAUUUCGAUUCAUCAUCUCUAAUUUUUACCACCCUCCAAACAACAACAACAAUAUAAAUUUUUCAACAGUGAACUAAUUAAUAAAUAUCAUGGCCGAUCCAUUAAAUAUUGAUAGUAUUAUAUCUCGACUACUAGAAGUUCGAGGUUGUCGCCCCGGAAAAGCAGUACAAUUGGCAGAAACCGAAGUUCGAGCCCUUUGUCUUAAAUCUCGUGAAAUAUUUCUCUCACAACCAAUAUUAUUAGAAUUGGAAGCUCCAUUAAAAAUUUGUGGUGACAUUCAUGGUCAAUAUACAGAUUUGUUGCGUUUGUUUGAAUAUGGUGGAUUUCCACCCGAAGCCAACUAUCUAUUCUUGGGUGAUUAUGUGGAUAGAGGAAAACAAUCAUUAGAAACCAUUUGUCUAUUAUUGGCCUAUAAGAUCAAGUAUCCAGAAAAUUUUUUCCUUCUCCGUGGCAAUCAUGAAUGUGCCAGCAUUAAUCGUAUAUAUGGCUUCUAUGAUGAAUGUAAACGAAGAUACAAUAUCAAACUGUGGAAGACCUUUACUGAUUGUUUCAACUGUCUCCCAAUUGCCGCCAUCAUUGACGAAAAAAUUUUCUGCUGUCAUGGAGGUUUAUCACCGGAUCUUCACUCGAUGGAACAGAUUCGACGUAUAAUGCGUCCUACCGAUGUACCGGACACUGGGCUACUCUGUGAUCUACUAUGGUCCGAUCCGGACAAAGAUGUCCAAGGGUGGGGUGAAAAUGAUCGUGGUGUUUCAUUCACAUUUGGAGCGGAUGUUGUUACAAAAUUUUUGCACAGGCAUGAUCUUGAUCUCAUUUGUCGUGCACAUCAAGUGGUCGAAGAUGGCUAUGAAUUUUUCGCCAAACGACAAUUGGUUACAUUAUUCUCUGCCCCGAAUUAUUGUGGUGAAUUUGAUAACGCUGGCGGUAUGAUGUCCGUUGAUGAAACAUUAAUGUGUUCCUUCCAAAUAUUGAAACCAUCAGAAAAGAAAGCCAAAUAUCAAUAUGGUGGACUGAAUUCUGGUCGUCCGGUGACACCGCCACGAGCACCGGCUAUUAAGAAAAAAUGAAAAAAAAUUUUAAAAAGAAAAAUUUAUCAUCAUUCUUAUUUGGUUAAACAUCAUUGGAAAAUGGUCGCCCACAAACCCAGAUCAAAAUUUAACACACACCCACAAACACAAUUGAAAAAUAUCUCAAACUGAUAAAUUUUCCAAUGACAAUAAUAAUCAAUAUAUAAUGCAAAAUACACAUACCUCCAUCCUCUCUCAACAUAUAUAACAACAUACAACAAUACAAGAUCCCUUUCAAUUCACUCUCAACAUCAGCAACAAAUACAGAAUUUAAAUUUAUCAAUGGCACACCAUUAUAAGCUACAUAACA